ACUCAUGGCCUCCCAGAACAUGGACCCGGCGGCGACAGCAGCUUCCGCUUCAGCCGCACUGAAAGGCAGCGAGAGCGGCGGCAGCGCGACCAGAGGCUCCGUGUCCAAACGGUUGCAGCAGGAGCUGAUGACUCUCAUGAUGUCGGGCGAUAAGGGGAUCUCAGCGUUUCCAGAAUCUGAUAAUCUGUUUAAAUGGAUCGGAACCAUUGAUGGAGCGCAGGGAACGGUGUACGAGGGGCUUCGGUACCGCCUCUCUCUGGACUUCCCUUCGGGGUACCCGUACCAGGCUCCCCGGGUGAAGUUCGUCACUCCGUGUUUCCAUCCCAACGUAGACGACCAGGGCUUAAUCUGCCUGGACAUCCUGAAGGACAAGUGGUCCGCUCUGCUGGACGUCCGCUCUGUCCUCUUGUCCAUCCAGAGCCUGCUGGGAGAACCAAACAACGAGAGUCCCCUGAACACGGCCGCAGCAGAACUGUGGAACAACCAGGAGGCGUACAGAACUCACCUUCGUUCCACCUUCCAGAAGUGA
Nematolebias whitei (Rio pearlfish) is the source of this 529-nucleotide messenger RNA. It is a transcript of the gene ube2c, whose product is annotated as ubiquitin-conjugating enzyme E2C. Bases 5 to 529 code for a protein of 174 amino acids. The transcript is spliced from 6 exons. NCBI's taxonomy places the organism in Eukaryota, Metazoa, Chordata, Actinopteri, Cyprinodontiformes, Rivulidae. The record is from RefSeq and is a predicted model, not a curated record.